Dentiscutata erythropus is the source of this 288-nucleotide messenger RNA. NCBI's taxonomy places the organism in Eukaryota, Fungi, Glomeromycota, Glomeromycetes, Diversisporales, Gigasporaceae. The record is from the annotation of a GenBank genome assembly.
AUGGGAUUUUUGCAUUUUGAGACCCCAGAAAUUGUAACUCAUUUCUUCAAUAUUGUUGAAAAUUUAAAACCCAUAGCUAGACCAAAAAACAAACUCACCUCUUUUGAUACUAUCUUUUUUGACACUAUCUCUUCUAAUCAAAAUGAUAACUCUACCAGAAAUAAUGCUAAUACCACCUCAGAUUAUAAUAAUAAUUCUAAUAAUAAUCCUAGUAUUACUAGAAAUAAUGAUGAUGCCAUCUUGGAUUAUAAUAAUAAUUCUUAUAAUAAUUCUAGUAUCAUUAGUUAA